AACAGUCCAGCCACCUUCGAAUUUCACAAUGAUGACGAUAUGGGUGAUGUUUAGUUUCGUUUUGCAAUUUCACGCACGGAAAUCAAAAUAGGAAAUAUCAGGGGCAAAAGCGCCAGUAUCGGCCUGUGCAUAUGCCUCUCCAUGCAACGAUCUUUCCAGUGUGACAGCUUUCGCCCGACGAUUCAGGCAUUCACCCGAAGCGUUUCCGUACAGUCCAUCCGUCGACCUCUGAAUCUCUACAGUCUUGACAUUCACAAACAAGGUUCCGAGCCCGCCGCUGUCCCUUUCAAGGAGAUCAAAACCGACUGGCAAACACUGGUAACAAUCGUUAUGAGCAUAAAGGAAUAUGCAUGAGCAUUUUACCCGAUGUCUCCGUUUUCGUUAGAGAGUAUAUGCGUAAUUUGUUGCAAGUAUACAUACAUGCAUGUGCGGUCUUGUGGCAGAUUGUUGUUGGAAGUUACGUUCACAGAGCUACUAAGGGGAAUCAUACAAUAAUUUGCGGGAAAAUAAAUUGUGAAAGCCAAAGUAUGCGAGGACCUUUUGCUACCCAAUGACCUUCGCACACUUCUCUGUUUGUUUUUUGCCGCUGGUUUUGCCAUAAUGAUUCAAACUUUCUCGCACGGCUUCUUCCGUAGGUAUUCUACGCUCUAUUCCAACAAAGGUGCAGUAUAGUUGAUUAGUGAACGAGACUAUGCCCUCCCCAUGGCACUUACUGUUAAACAUCCGGACAUCCCUGGCACAAGGCACAGCCAAUUCUUGGGAUGCAUAUUCCUGGGCUGAUCAUAUUACUCGGACUCUCAGAGUGAGUACCUAAUUAGAGGCGUCUCACAGCUUGGAUCCAGUUCUGCCCAAAAAGAGCAACGCGCGAUACGGGAGUCAGGCGCACUUGUGACGUAAAUAGUCGAGUCAAGAAGAAGUCCGAAACUAAACCAUGGAAUUUGACAGUAAUACGGACGCUAAUGCAACGGCGUCCACAUCGCGGGACCCGCCGUAUUACCACGCCCUACAACUGGGCUACUUCAUUUUACAACAUUACGUGCCAGUUAUUUCGGGAAUCCUAGGAAUAUUUGGCAAUAUUUCCGCAUUUCUCGUGACGACAAAAAAGGAGAAUCGCCGGAACAGCAGCUGUGUUUUUAUGAGUGCGAUGGCCGUUGCUGACACACUGUUCCUUGUAGUUAAGUAUAUUGGAAGAGGUACCAUAAAUAUGCGUGGGUCGCUGAUAACAUUUCAGGAAAGGAAAGUGUUGACUUAUUUCGUCUGGUACGGUCAAAGCGCUAUGACCACCGCAUCGUCACUCUUUCUCGCCGGGAUGAACAUCGACCGAACGCUGGCCAUCCUCUUCCCUUUGAAAGCAAACACAUGGUGCACUGCCUCCAGGGCCCGGAAAGUUGUCAUUGGAAUGUUCCUUUGGCCCGUCCUUUUUGACAUUAAUAUAUUAUUUACUUUUAAGCCAUUUUGGCUGACCGAAGAUACAAUGAUUAUUCUCCUUGACGUACCGCACCCAAAGUGGUUGGAGACUGCGAUUGCCACCUACGAGCUGGUUGCAGUGAUCGUCCCGUUUACCACAAUCGUGUUAUGCAACGCUUUGAUUCUAUUCGGGAUCCUGCGCUCCGCGAAGCGUAGAUCCAAGAUGGCGGGCGAAGAAACAACGGGGCAGAGGACAAUGGGUAAAUCGCUAACCCGGAUGUUGAUUCUUGUUUCGGUUUUCUACGUCAUUUUCAACCUUCCCAUUCAGCUCUACAGCGAAAUGGUCCGAAAUUCCUCAUAUAAUCCCGACCCCUAUGAACAGGUUCUAAAUCGUUUUAUAUAUAAACUGUUCGGAGAACUAUUCCAUUUCAACUUCGCAUGCAAUUAUUAUUUGUAUAUUAUGGGUGGUGGAGCAAAAUUUCGCAACGACGCGAAAGGCAUCUAUAUGUCAUUGUUCAGAUGUUUUAAGAACAAGUCAUUUGUGUUGGAACAACAGUGACCUCCAUCGCCAGAGAACGUAGCACAAGA
Molecule: messenger RNA, 1995 nt
Organism: Lineus longissimus
Lineage: Eukaryota; Metazoa; Nemertea; Pilidiophora; Heteronemertea; Lineidae
Product: thyrotropin-releasing hormone receptor-like
Exons: 3
Coding region: 932-1966 (344 amino acids)
Biological process (GO): G protein-coupled receptor signaling pathway
Cellular component (GO): plasma membrane
Molecular function (GO): G protein-coupled receptor activity
Source: RefSeq, a predicted model, not a curated record